Messenger RNA from Diaporthe batatas, 558 nucleotides. RefSeq lists its product as uncharacterized. The record is from RefSeq and is a predicted model, not a curated record. The coding region runs from base 1 to 558 and encodes 185 amino acids. Lineage: Eukaryota; Fungi; Ascomycota; Sordariomycetes; Diaporthales; Diaporthaceae. The transcript has 2 exons.
AUGGACGGUGCCGACAAUCUUCAAGACACUCUCUGGGAAAACCUGAACUUUGCCCGCGAAGCCCUGUUCUCCCAGCAGACCCGCACCCUCAUGAACCAGCACGUCCUCAACCCAUCCUCGCCCCUACAGACCCUGCGCCGCCAGUUCGCGGACUUGCUGUCAACCCUAUACAACGAGAUCAUGGCGCCCUUGCUGCGGCCGGUCCUGGACCGUCUCGCAGAAGCCCUCAACGACUCGCCCGACGUCGUCAUCCUGGCAUUCGUCGUCGUCGUCUUCCUGCUGGCGCUGCAGGUGCUGCUGUGGGUACGGCGCGUCGUCGCGUGGUUCACCACCCUGGUGUUGCGCCUCAUCUUCUGGUCCUGCGCCGCCGUCGCCGUCGCCGUCGUCUGGCAGCGCGGCCCCGACAAGGCCGCCCAGGACCUCGCUGCGUUCGUCGACGUCGUGACUGGCUACGGCAGCCUGCUGUACGAAUACACGCGGGACGUCUGGCUCAGCGAGUAUAAGCGCUACGAGGCGCAGCAGAACGGCGGGGCCGCGGCUGGUCAGGGCUGGCCCUGA